CUUAAAAAGAAAAAGAAAAAAAAGGAGAGACAGAGGAUUGACCUACAGCCAAACAAAUGACUUCAGGGCCUCUCAUUUGUGCAGACGCCUUCCAAAGCCCUGUGCCUAAGUUUGUAUUUGUGAUUUUAUAUCCUUUUUCCUAAAGAGUUCCACCUCUACACAUACCAGCUUCACGGCUCCGUGAAGUCUGGUUCUGUCCCUGGGGGGAGACAAACAACAAACAUGUAAAUGAAGUCAUCUAAUUGCAAGUGUGGAAAAUUCUAGGAAGAAACACAAGUAUGAUGGCAGAAAGUAAUGAUGGGGGUGUGUGUCUUAGGCGGGGAGGAGUAGUUAGGGCCUCUUUGUGGAGGUGACAAGCCGAGGCCUGAAGGGUGAGAAGGAGCUGGUGAGGUAAGGAGCACAUGGAAUAACAGAGGUAAAGUGUUUCUUGGAGCUUCAGUUUCCCAUAUGUGAGCUGAGGUUGAUAGUCACAGCAGGAUGGCCUGUGAAGGGUAAGUGGAGGGUACCCAGUAUGGGAACACCACACAGUAGGACGUGUGGCUCAGAACCCCUAGCUGAGUUCGGCACCACCCUUAAUCGGCUUUUGUCCUCUCGGGAGGGACAGGCAGGGCUGGCUACCCCCCUCCCCCCCCCAACAGCUGGGGCUGGCUGUGCCAGGGCCAGCCUGAGGGACAGGAGCUGAGAUCACUGGGCCUUUGCUCCCUGAAAUCCACCCUGGGGAGAGGGAGGGUGGUCGGGCUGGGUGAGAACAGACAGUUUGUUCAGCACUGAGGCUAAGACUCCUGGCUCCUAAGAGAGAAGAGGGUUGGCACGCUAGAUACCUCAGUUUCUAAUUAUUGAGGGGGUUGAGUGUCUGGACUCCUGAAUCCAAAGGAAGAAGGGGCUGGGGCCUGGACUCCGGGUUCUAUGGCAGAGGAGCCUGGAACAAGGACUCCCAUUUGAGCUGGGCCUGGGAACCAGCAGAGGGGCGGGGAGUUGGGCUCCCAGUGGUUUCCGUGUCCUUUCUGGGUGGGAGGUGGAGCGGUUGGCCACACCCUGGGCAGGCUCUGCCCCUCCCAGCGGGUUUAUCGCCCUAGGCCACUGCUGGCACUGGCCACGCUCAGUCCUAGCCCAGCCUGCAGCUCAGCCUGGGGGAGCUCAGAAGAGGUCUGGGAGGGCCUCGCGGCUCACACACAGCAUGGACCUGCGCACGAUGACACAGUCGCUGGUGACCCUGGCGGAAGACAACAUGGCCUUCUUCUCGAGCCAGGGCCCCGGGGAGACAGCACGACGUCUGUCAGGCGUCUUUGCGGGGAUUCGGGAGCAGGCGCUGGGGCUGGAGCCGGCCCUGGGCCGCCUGCUGAGCGUGGCGCACCUCUUCGACCUGGACGCCGAGACACCGGCCAACGGGUACCGCAGCCUGGUGCACACAGCCCGCUGCUGCCUGGCGCACCUGCUGCACAAAUCCCGCUACGUGGCCUCCAACCGCCGGAGCAUCUUCUUCCGCACCAGCCACAACCUGGCGGAACUCGAGGCCUACCUGGCCGCCCUCACCCAGCUCCGUGCCCUAGCCUACUAUGCCCAGCGCCUGCUGGCCACGAACCGGCCCGGGGGGCUCUUCUUCGAGGGCGAUGAGGGGCUCAUCACUGAGUUCCUGCGCGAGUACGUCACCCUGCAUAAGGGCUGCUUCUAUGGCCGCUGUCUGGGCUUCCAGUUCACGCCUGCCAUCCGGCCAUUCCUGCAGACCAUCUCCAUCGGGCUCGUGUCCUUCGGGGAGCACUACAAGCGCAAUGAAACAGGCCUUGGUGUGACCGCCAGCUCCCUCUUCACCAGCGGCCGCUUCGCCAUCGACCCAGAGCUGCGUGGGGCUGAGUUUGAGCGGAUCAUACAGAACCUAGAUGUGCAUUUCUGGAAAGCCUUCUGGAAUAUCACCGAGAUUGAGGUGCUAUCGUCUCUAGCAAACAUGACAUCAGCUACCGUGAGGGUAAGCCGCCUGCUCAGUCUGCCACCAGAGGCCUUUGAGAUGCCACUGACUACUGACCCCAAGCUCACGGUCACCAUCUCACCCCCCGUGGCCCACUCGGGCCCCGGGCCGGUCCUCGUCAGGCUCAUCUCCUAUGACCUACGUGAAGGACAGGACAGUGAGGAGCUCAGCAGCCUGAUGAAGUCCGAGGGGCCCCGGAGCCUGGACCUGCGGCCACGCCCCCAGCAGGCACCCCGCUCACAGUCCCUGGUGGUGCACAUCCAUGGUGGUGGCUUCGUGGCCCAGACCUCCAGAUCCCAUGAGCCCUACCUCAAGAGCUGGGCCCAGGAGCUGGGCGUCCCCAUUCUCUCCAUCGACUACUCCCUGGCCCCCGAGGCCCCCUUCCCCCGUGCGCUGGAGGAGUGCUUCUAUGCUUACUGCUGGGCUGUCAAGCACUGUGCCCUCCUCGGUUCAACAGGGGAACGGAUAUGCCUCGCAGGGGACAGCGCAGGUGGGAACCUCUGCUUCACCGUGUCCCUCCGGGCAGCAGCCUACGGGGUGCGGGUGCCGGAUGGCAUCAUGGCAGCUUACCCGGCCACGAUGCUACAAUCUACGGCCUCUCCCUCCCGCCUUCUGAGCCUCAUGGACCCCCUGCUGCCCCUCAGCGUGCUCACCAAGUGUGUCAGCGCCUACGCUGGUGGAGAGACAGAGGACCACUCUGACUCGGACCAGAAGGCGCUGGGCAUGAUGGGGCUGGUGCGGCGGGACACGGCCCUGCUCUUCCGAGACCUCCGCGUGGGCGCCUCCUCGUGGCUCCACUCCUUCCUGGACCUGAGUGGGCACAAGUCCCACGCGAACUCAGUGCCCACGGCAGAGCCAAUGCGGCGCAGCGUGUCUGAGGCAGCCCUGGCCCAGCCUGAGGGCCCGCUGGGCACGGACUCCCUCAAGAGCCUGACACUACAUGACCUGAGCCUAAAGGGCAGCUCUGACACGUCAGACACCCCGGAGCUGUCACUGUCUGCAGAGACACUUGGCCCCUCCACGCCCUCCGAUGUCAACUUCUUAGUUGGCCCGGAGGACGCCCCCGAGGCUAAGGCCCGGGAUGAGCUGAGCACCAAGGACCAAGGUUGUGGCGCCCGGGCCGCCUUCCCUGAGGGUUUCCACCCCAGGCGCUCCAGCCAGGGCGCCACCCGGAUGCCCCUCUGCUCCUCGCCCAUUGUCAAGAACCCCUUCAUGUCGCCGCUGCUGGCAUCUGACAGCAUGCUACAGAGCCUGCCGCCCGUGCACAUUGUGGCGUGCGCGCUGGACCCCAUGCUGGACGACUCGGUCAUGUUCGCGCGGCGGCUGCGCGGCCUGGGCAAGCCCGUGUCGCUACGCGUGGUGGAGGACCUGCCGCACGGCUUCCUGAGCCUGGCGGCGCUGUGCCGGGAGACGCGGCAGGCCGCGGCGCAGUGCGUGGAGUGCAUCCGUCUCAUCUUCGCGCUGCCCGCCCCGCCCGCCGCGCCGCGGGUCUGAGCCCCGCCCGAGCCGGGCCGCGCGGGAAGAUGGGGCUGCGGGGGGCGACACUAAAGCCCUCUUGUUCCCAUCUGAGCCGGCCUCCGUAAUGAAUGCGCCCCGGGUUAGGCGGCGGGGACCCCCGCGAGGGGCUCCCGGCCCCCUCAGGCCGGGCGGGAGGGGCAGGCUGUGCCUUAAGGUGGGAGGACGGCCAGGGGGGCGGGGUGGGGGCCCAAAGCCUGAGGUGUGGGGGGCGCACACCAACCAGUCUCCGUAGACAGCUGGAGCUGCACUCCGUCAUUGCCUUCUACUGCUGCUGGGACCGCCGCAGGGUGGGGGGUCUGGCCCUACCUUGCAAGUCGGUUUGUUUUUGUUCCUUUGUAAAUAAAAGUAUUUAAUUAGUUUG
Ailuropoda melanoleuca (giant panda) is the source of this 3842-nucleotide messenger RNA. It is a transcript of the gene LIPE, whose product is annotated as lipase E, hormone sensitive type. The record is from RefSeq and is a predicted model, not a curated record. Gene Ontology annotation, molecular function: triacylglycerol lipase activity; sterol ester esterase activity. Bases 1178 to 3457 code for a protein of 759 amino acids. Gene Ontology annotation, biological process: triglyceride catabolic process; cholesterol metabolic process. Gene Ontology annotation, cellular component: cytosol. The transcript has 10 exons. NCBI's taxonomy places the organism in Eukaryota, Metazoa, Chordata, Mammalia, Carnivora, Ursidae.